This is a messenger RNA of Condylostylus longicornis, 1694 nucleotides long. RefSeq names its product homeobox protein 2. The record is from RefSeq and is a predicted model, not a curated record. Gene Ontology annotation, molecular function: RNA polymerase II cis-regulatory region sequence-specific DNA binding; DNA-binding transcription factor activity, RNA polymerase II-specific. Bases 427 to 1629 code for a protein of 400 amino acids. The transcript has 5 exons. Gene Ontology annotation, cellular component: nucleus. Gene Ontology annotation, biological process: muscle organ development; cell development; regulation of transcription by RNA polymerase II. NCBI's taxonomy places the organism in Eukaryota, Metazoa, Arthropoda, Insecta, Diptera, Dolichopodidae.
AAUAUUUAAAAUUUUUAAUUGUGUCAUACAUACAUACAUGAAUAAUAUAAAUAUGUAUAAUAUGUGGGCGACAAUAUAUAAGUGAAAUGUGCUUUCAUACAUGGUAUAUUCAAAUAUUAAAGAAAAUAUAAAAAAAAAAUUAAUUUUUUUUUUUCAUUUAUGGUAAAAUUUUACAAGAUUAAUUAUAAAUAUUUUUUAAAUAUAUAAAUAAAUAUAAAUUAACAAAAUAACGGUGUACUAAUUAAAAAAAAAACUAUACAAAUAUAAUUGAAUUUUUUUUUUAAUUUUUGAUAAUUUUUAAUUCUAAGUUUUCCAUAAUUUUUAAAAAAAUAGCAAAAAAAAAAUCUAUAAUUCAAAAUAUAAAAUAGAAAAAUUUUUUUAUACUACACGGUUUAAAAGACCAAAGCAAUAAUUAAUUGUGAUAAUAUGGAAAAGCCAAGUCGUCCUGUUAGAAAUCGAAAACAGAGUAGACGAAUUUGGCCAACUGGUGAUAUUACACACCGUCCAGUUAAGCGUUUAUUUACCCCAGAUAUUAAAAAAAUGUUAAAAGAAUGGUUAAUAAGACGUCGUGAUAAUCCAUAUCCGAGUCGUGAUGAAAAAAAAGCAUUAGCAUAUGAAACUGGUUUAACAUAUACACAAAUAUGUAACUGGUUUGCUAAUUGGCGGCGUAAAUUAAAAAAUUCUGGCAAAGAACCUGUACGACGUUCAUGGGGUAAUUUAAUUAAAAAUUAUAAUACAAGUGCUAAAGGUAAUGUUGAACAAUUUAGUAUAAGUUCAAAUGAUAGUAUAUGGGGUGAAGAGGAGAAUAAUUCAAAUAAUUAUAUGAAUGAUGAAGGUGAUGACGAUGAUGAUGACGAUGAUGAGGAUGAGGAUGAUGACAAUAUUGAUUCAAAUUAUUCAAGUGAUUCUUAUGAACGUGAGAUUAGCAAUGGACACCAGCGUAAACAUAAAAGCAAAAAUUCAUAUGAAAUUAAUAAUAAUUAUUUAGAGCAAUACAAUAGAGAACCAUAUUAUCCGCCCGGUUAUCAUUUUAUGAAUCCGAAUUAUCAAUAUCAAAAGGAAACUAGUAAUGGUUUAGAAUUAAACCAUAAAAUUAAUUUAUUGACUGUAAAUUCAACAAAAACUUUUGAAGAUUCAGUUGCUGACAAUCAGCUCAGUUUUUCCGUACAACAACAUUCGCAAGAUCAAGGACAACAACAGCAUCAACAAACAACCCAACAAUCAUUCUCAACUAACACUAAAUACAAACAACAAAUGAUGGAAAAAUAUUUAAAAGACACUAAUAAUUAUAAUAAUAAUGGUAAUAAUAUAAAUAACCAAUCGUCGAGUCCAACAAGCUCUUCAACAAAUAUUUCUUCCUCUAGUCCAGAAUUAUCAAAAUGGCUAGAAAGUGCCGCAAAAUUUACACCAAAUAAAAAUAAUUAUAUAGAAUGGAAUAGUAAUCAAAGGGGGAAAGGUGAUAAAAAAUUGCAGAAAUAUAAUGAGAAUGGCGUUGAAUCCAAUAUUCAUAUUUAUAGUACAAUUCAUCAAAAAGAAGAACUUGAAGCUGCUGAAGCUCUAACAAAUUUAGCGUGUAAUUAUAGAAUGAAAAUGAUGAAUAAUAUUGAAAAUCAUAUUAUAAAUUUUUAAUUUAAAUUUUACACAAUUUGUGAAAUUCUAGUCUUAUUAUUGUAUUAAAUACUUAAAUAUUUGCA